Messenger RNA from Brassica rapa (field mustard), 1536 nucleotides. RefSeq lists its product as uncharacterized. NCBI's taxonomy places the organism in Eukaryota, Viridiplantae, Streptophyta, Magnoliopsida, Brassicales, Brassicaceae. The record is from RefSeq and is a predicted model, not a curated record.
UAUUAUAAGUAAUAAACUUAAAAAUAAAAAAUAAUAUUCUAUUUAAAAUUUUUAUUUCUGUUCAUGUUGGAGGAAAACUCCUAAUCUAUAGCUAAAAACCGAUCAUCUCGUGUAUGGAGAGAAAGCCUUUGAUUAGAUCCUCAAAGUUUAGUAUGAACAAAGUUAUGGGUUUUUUUUUUGGUUAACAGAAGAUAAUAAAAUGUUUCAAAAAUUAAUUACUAUAUAUAUAUAUAUAUUUUUUAGAAAAUACACUACAUAGGAAGGAAUUACACAAACUAACAAAGUUUCAACUGAGAAUAUUUCAAAUAAGAGUGUCUGUACUCUGUAGGGUAUUGAUACAACUUUUUUUUUUGUUAUACAUCCACCACCAUUUCAUUCUCAUGUCAUAUAUGAUACUAGUUAAAUUCACACUACUUGACAUGUUUGCUAAGCAUCUAUUUAAAAAAUUAAGAAUAAUUUAGAAGGACAUAUAGAGAUGAGCAUAAUAAGAUAGUCAUUUUAAUUAACCAAAAAAAAAAAAGUCAGAUACUGUAUUGUUUAGUUUUAUUUUAUUACAGACAGAAAAAGCUUACCCAAAAAAACCGCAUAACGUUACAAUAAUUCAACAAUAUUAAAACAAAACAAGAAAUUGAGAGAAUAAAUACGAAAAAACUUUGAACGGCUCGAAGCUUAAACAAAAGACGAGAGAAAAAGAGCAAGAUUCAUCAAUGGAGCCUCCUCCUCCAGAAAGAUCGAAACGCCUCCAUAACUUCACCUUACCUUAUCUCCGCUGGGGUCAACAGAGAUUCCUCAGAUGCGUCAAUCUACCUUCGCAUCAUCUUCCUUCUUCUUCUUCCUCUCCUUCUCCAGAUCACGCAGCCAACAGAUCCGUCGUAGCGGCGGCUCGGCCGUGGAAUCUGAGGACGAGAAGAGCUGCAUGUAGUGAACCUGGAGACGAAUCUCCGGCGAAGAUCGAAAUCGGCGUGAAGAGAGGUUUGGAUGUAGAAGAAAUGGAGAAGGAUGAGAAACUGAAAUUCUCGGUUUCGUUGUUGAAGAAAGAGAUCGAAGAGGAUUUUUCGAAUAUGAUUGGGAAAAGACUUCCAAGGAGACCUAAGAAGAGACCACGAACUGUUCAGAAGAAACUCAAUACGAUUUUUCCUGGAUUGUGGUUGUCCGAAGAAGUAACGAUAGAUUCAUAUGACGUCCCUGAAGCUCUUGAAACGUGAUAAAGGUGUUAUAACUUCUUUUGUUUUAUCUGUUCUUGAGACAUUCUCAAGUUGUCAUUGUAAGCGAUGGAAAGUGUAGCGAUUGUCCGUGAAGAAGAUUGUAGUUUAGAAGAUUGUAGUAUUGGUAUUCAUCACCAGUCUAGUUGUAAUCUCCCAGCUGUUUGUUUUUUGUAAUUUCUGGUUUCUUGAGUAUGUUUUAUGACUCGGUUCAAGAACUUGCUACUCGUUUCGCCGAUAGUUACAUUUGAAAACAUUUGUCAAGUGUUGGACAGGUUUCUCUGUACAGACACUUCAAAUGUCUAAUGUUUUUUAAGGUGGUUACUUUCUCUCU